GGCAGCGGCUCGGCUCUCAGACUGAAGCAGACAAAGGCGAGAGGAGAGACGGCGUGCCGCUAUCCUGCAGCAUCGACUCACACAUUCACGCACACUCCCCCCCAGCACACACUCCCUUCUCUCCGCAAGCAGCGACGCAGACUCUCCGGAGCUGGUCCCCACCACCACACAUCUGUCAAAACCAUCUCAACUUUCAGUCAUCAUGGAGCUAGACUUUGGACAUUUUGAUGAGCGAGACAAGGCAUCUCGUGCCCAGCGGGGCGGGCGCCUGAACGGACUUCCCAGCCCUACCCACAGCGCCCACUGCAGCUUCUACCGCACGCGCACUCUGCAGGCCCUCACCAACGAGAAGAAAGCCAAAAAGGUGCGCUUCUACCGCAACGGGGACCGUUACUUCAAGGGCAUCGUGUACGCCGUGGCCAACGACCGAUUCCGCACCUUUGACUCGCUGCUGGCCGACCUCACACGCUCGCUCUCCGACCACAUCAACUUGCCACAGGGUGUCCGCUUUAUCUUCACUAUCGACGGCACGCGCAAGAUCGGCUCAAUGGACGAGCUAGAGGAAGGGGAGAGCUACGUUUGUGCAUCAGAAAACUUGUACAAGAAGGUCGACUACACAAAAAACGUCAACCCCAACUGGUCCGUGAAUGUAAAGGCCUCGGCGAAGAACAUGCAAGCCUUUGCUGCCAAAGCUGCCGGCGAGUCCAGAGAAGGCAAGGACUUUGUUCGACCCAAGCUCGUGACGGUGAUGCGCAGCGGCGUGAAGCCACGCAAGGCCGUGCGUGUCCUGCUCAAUAAGAAAACGGCACACUCCUUCGAGCAGGUGCUCACCGACAUCACAGAGGCCAUUAAACUGGAAAGCGGCGUGGUGAAGAGGAUCUACACACUUGACGGCAAGCAGGUUACUUGCCUUCAAGAUUUCUUCGGUGAUGACGAUGUCUUCAUUGCAUGUGGACCAGAGAAGUUCCGCUACGCCCAGGACGACUUCUCUCUGGAUGAGAACGAAUGCAGAGUGAUGAAGGCUAAAGCUCAGCGUGGUUCAGUUAAGAGCCCUGGUCCGAUCAGCCGCAUCAAGUCUCCUGCCGAAUCAACCAACGGGACGGGCUCCAGCAGCCAGCUCUCCACCCCGAUUUCCAAGCAGUCCCCCACCUCCACCCCUAACAGCCCAGGCCUCAACAACAAGCAGAAGGAUCUCUACUUGCCCUUAUCUCUGGAUGAUGAUGACUCUCUGGGCGAAUCGAUGUAGACCCUCUUCCUGGAGCCUGCCUCCUUUUUGGCCUGAAACACAGAAGUUUUUAUACCUCUGCUGCUUUCCACCUUCACUCACAGUGCCACCUGUUGUCUAGGAGAACCACUCUUUGUCUCUUUUUAAGGCCUUAGCCACCAGGGCUAUGACGCCAUUUGCUGCUUGAGAAUAACACAAACACAAAGGUUUUUUUUUUCUUUUUAAAAAAAUCUGUUUCGACCACGUGGUAACAAUCAGCUCAUUAAUGUUCAGAUAUAUGUUUCUAUGUGGAGAUUAACCACUAUUUCUCAAAAAGGGCACACAGUUCACUGACCAGCAGAUUUCACGGUGUAAAAAUUUCACUUUGGUCUCAAAACGUUUUGUUAAAGGAUGCACUCUGACUUAAAUAUUUCAGUCACACAAUUUCCAAGCAGCAAAUGGAUAUUUUUAGGGUGUUAGUCAAAUCUGACUCAACUUUUGUAUCACUUGUAUUUGUGACGUUCCUCCAUGUCCUCCUGUCCUCCGGUUAAAGAUGUGAAAGGUAAUGGGUUCCUUGUCAGAGGAGAUCUGCUAAGCCAGAUAAUGUCUUUCUAACCCGCUGUAAAUACUGUGUAUAGCUAUCCAUCAUAACAUCUCUGCCCACUGUUCAUCGCUGUGCUUCCAUAACGUCACUACAGUGUCUGUCUAACAUUUGCUCAACAUAAAACAGGGUAUGGUCAAAGUAAAAGAAAAAGAAGUCCCACCACAGAGGGUGAGGAUGUGUGUGUGGGAUGCAGCUCCUGUCUGCAGAGGACCGGAACGCCUCCUCAAUUCACGUUCCCUACUGAAUACAUAAAGAAGAGAUUAUGAAACCAUCUAUAAAAUGACACUUUUAAAACCACCCUAACAAUGGUGGUUUUAUUAUUUGGCAAUAAUUGGCAUGUAUCUUGUCUAAUCAGGGACAAGAAAAAGCAUCCCACACAACCCUCAGAAGUCUUUGUGUUGGCGUUUCCUCUAUUUUGACCCUCUACAUAGACAGUAGGCUAUACAUGGUAUAUACCCUCUGUGUUUUAGAUUUUCACAAACUGCAGUGCAUGAUAUUGAUGAAUGAUUAUGAAACUUGGGUCAUGUAAAAAGCUCAUCUGAAGGACCUAAUGGUGCAUAAAAACAACCAAAGGAAAAAGAAAGAUCUUAGGCCCUUUUUUAAGUGUAGUUUCUAUUGACCAAUUCAAAAUAAUUCCCUUUUAGACCACUUGUGGUGACAUGUUAUCGUACAAUGUGUGAAAUUCAAAGAGAAAUAAAUAAAGGUCUUAAAGCCAAAGUAUGAUUUUUGAAGUAUGAUGAAGAUUUUUUUAGACCAAGACUUAUAGAAAAGGGGAAAAUAUGUAACUUUUAUUAGUUGUAAAAUUCUUUAAAUAUUCUGGAGGAAGCACACUUGGAGAUUUAUGCAUGUUUUAACGUAUCAAAAUAACGUCAAAUCAUAAAUCAUGCUCAUCUGAGGAAAUUAGAGUUUUAUCAGGGCGCUAAACAGUAGUUGGGUUUCUCCUAUUUUGCAUGGCUCAGCAUAGUUCUCAGAUACAGGGGAGAUGAAAACGUAACUGUCUAAAUCUAUGUGUGGGUUUUAAAUUUUUAUAAAGUUUUAUUAAUUUAUAUCAAGGGUACUUGUCUAGGAUUUCUUUCUAGCUGCUCACAUGAGCUCUUAACACUAGUACUUUUUUCAAGCCUCUGUGUGCAACUUUCUAUGGCCAUAUAUUUCUUUUUAUAUCAACAGAGUUUUCUCAGAUUUUUGCAGGGAAUCAAGCCUGAGAAUCGCUAAAUUUGGACGGCGCUGAAGCACAAAGCAGGGAGCUACUUAUUUAUCACAGCAACAGACACUUUAAUGUCUACUUGCCAGCAUUACGAUGCGUGAUCACAAUUCAUUUCUCCAAAUAUUGGGAAAAAGUGCUGCACAUGUAGCAUCCUUUUAAAUUAAAAUCUAUGCAUUUGGAUUCAAGAAUAGUUAAAAUUAGUUUUUCUUCUGUAGAAAUGGCCUUUUUAUACCCAAUGAGAAAUGAAGUAAAACAGGAAUUUACAUGCUUUUAUUCCAUUGUGAUGAUGUGACAGUCUGAAAGUUGUAUGUCUUAGGAGUGGUCCGGUGCCCUUCCUGUGGAUUAGCUUUGAAUAGCCACUAUUAAUGCUCACCAAACUACCCGGUGCUGUGAACUACACCUCUCUCCUGCAGGGAGUGCUGCCACGCCAGCACAUUUGCUUCUAAAAUCAGCUAAUCCAACAGCAGGGACGCCUCACUUUACCCACUAUUCUGUACAAAAACCCAAUUUGUUGUCAAACUCUCAGUUCUGUAUAACCUUACAUGCUAAUACUGUUCUUGUUUCCUUGGUUUUUCUACAGCUUAUUACAGUGCUACAGCAUAUAAACAUAAACGGAAAAUGUUGGUUGUCUUGUGUUAACCUGCCGCCACCAUGUAAGACAGAUGGUGUGAGUUCAUCACCUACAGUGGUGCCUUUUUUUUAGAUUACUGUCUUUUGAUAAAAAAUAAUGAAACGGGACAUCGAAGGCUUGAUCUUUGUUAACAGCUGUUUGUAAGACAUUUUUAAUCGUCCAACACACUUUGUUUUGUAGAGCUACAGGACACUUUAUCAUGGUGUAAAUAUGCUCCCUUCCUGUUCUCUUUCAUAUGUAUGCCUUUCUGAUCGAAUGAAUGACUUUUCUUUCUUGGAAAUUUACAAUGUCCUUUUUAGUGGUAUUUUGCAAUGUCACAGUGGCUUGUUUCAGUGCUUCAUUCAAUGUAUUAACCGGUAUCCUUUUGCAAUUAAAACAGUUGUAUUUCA
Molecule: messenger RNA, 4032 nt
Organism: Centropristis striata (black sea bass)
Lineage: Eukaryota; Metazoa; Chordata; Actinopteri; Perciformes; Serranidae
Product: neuronal migration protein doublecortin-like
Exons: 7
Coding region: 203-1246 (347 amino acids)
Biological process (GO): retina development in camera-type eye; photoreceptor cell development; intracellular signal transduction
Cellular component (GO): axoneme
Source: RefSeq, a predicted model, not a curated record